CAGCACACACACACACACACGCACACACGCACACACUCCUCCGGUUACCGGGUCCGUGUCAGAUGUGUUUCUAUUUUUUCCCUCCGACCCGGAACUGCUCUGAGCGCGAGAGGACGGUCUCUCUCCGCAUCUCACGCACCAAACUCCGCCUCGCGCCCUCCGGUCUGGACCGAUCCGGUCACAACAACCGACCACCGACCGCUGUGCGGGCCGGACCGCAACAACAUGUCCCUGCAGCUCCCUCCGUGCGUGAUAGACUGCGGGACCGGAGUUUCCUGUGUUUGAUGGACAGUAUCAGACAGAUGGAGGAUGUCAGCAGCAGCAGAUCUGUGGUCAGUCUGUGCUCUAUUCUGGUCGGAGCGUCUGAAUGUGGGACAGCUGGAGGAAGUGGAACAGGAGCUGCACGCUGCGUUGACUGUCAGGCAGGAAAAAACAGACAGUACACAAAGAUCGGCUAUGCUGGAAACACAGAGCCACAGUUCAUCAUGCCCUCCUGCAUCGCCAUCAAGGAGUCGGCCAGCGUGGGAGAACAGGCUCAGAGGAGGCUCGUACGAGGAGUCGACGACCUGGACUUCUACAUCGGAGACGAAGCUGUAGACAAACCCAACUAUGCAACCAAGUGGCCCAUCCGUCAUGGGAUGGUAGAGGACUGGGAUCUGAUGGAGAAGUUCAUGGAGCAGGUCAUCUUCAAAUACCUUCGAGCUGAGCCUGAAGACCACAGCUUCCUCAUGACGGAGCCUCCUCUCAACACUCCGGAGAACAGAGAGUACCUGGCUGAGAUCAUGUUUGAGACCUUCAACAUACCUGGACUCUACAUUGCAGUGCAGGCGGUGUUGGCGUUGGCGGCGUCCUGGACGUCUCGGCAGGUCGGACAGAGAACUCUGACCGGCAUCGUGAUCGACAGUGGAGACGGAGUCACACACGCCAUCCCUGUGGCUGAGGGCUACGUGAUUGGCAGCUGUAUAAAGCACAUCCCCAUUGCAGGGCGGGACAUCACCUUCUUCAUCCAGCAGCUGCUCAGAGACCGAGAGGUGGGGAUUCCUCCAGAGCAGUCGCUGGAGACUGCCAAGGCUGUCAAGGAGCGGUACUGCUACAUCUGUCCAGACAUCGUGAAGGAGUUCACAAAGUACGACUCUGACCCAGGGAAAUGGAUCAAACAGUACCGUGGAGUCAACGCCGUCAGUAAGAACGCCUUUCACAUCGACGUCGGCUACGAGCGCUUCCUUGGCCCCGAGAUCUUCUUCCACCCUGAGUUUGCUAACCCAGACUUCAUGCAGCCCAUCUCUGAUGUUGUUGAUGAGGUCAUCCAGAGCUGUCCAAUCGACGUCAGGAGGCCGCUCUACAAGAACAUCGUGCUCUCUGGAGGAUCCACUAUGUUCAGAGACUUUGGACGGCGGCUGCAGAGAGACCUGAAGAGAGUCGUGGACGCUCGACUGAAACUGAGUGAAGAGCUCAGUGGAGGACGGAUAAAGCCAAAGCCGAUGGAGGUUCAGGUUGUUACACAUCACAUGCAGCGAUACGCCGUCUGGUUUGGAGGCUCCAUGCUGGCGUCCACGCCGGAGUUUUUACAGGUGUGUCACUCUAAGAAGGACUACGAUGAGAUCGGCCCCAGCAUCUGUCGACACAACCCCGUGUUUGGCAUCAUGUCCUGAUGGCAGCCGCGACAGGGCUAGCCUGUUAGCCUACUAUGUUGUUAGCCCAUUAGGUUGUUAGCCUGUUGGCCUUUCAGCCUGCUACCCACUAGAUAGCCAGCCAGCCAGCUAGCCUGUUAGCCUGUGGGCUCUGCAGCUCGCUGGCCUGUUUACCUGCUAUCUGCUAGCCUCCAGCCACUUUGCCAAUAGUUAGUCUCUUGCCCCACUCAGUUUUCAGCCCAAUAGACUGUUAGCCAGCUAGCUCAGCGCCAUCAAGAACAAGAAGACCCGCAGGAACUGAGGCACAAACACGAGUUAGAAAACGGUGAAAGAAAAGCGUGCUAUCAUUAUAUUUUAAACUAAUAAAUCUACUCAACAGAUAACUAUUUUUUAUCCAAAAAUGUCUAAAGGCUCAGAGGAUUUCUCUAGCUGACAGUCUGCUAGCUGCUAGCCUGUUAGCAUCCCCCUCAAUGAUGAUUGUUUUACUGAGUUACUUUAGAGAAACGUACAGGCCGAGUUUACAAAGUUUUCUUUUGUCAUAGUGACCUUUACAGCAAACGAGGAAGAACUGAAACCAGAAUUGUUUAAUCGGUUUAACAGAUUCUGUUCUGAACACAAUUACCAAGAGAAACCAAACAAAAUUGACACUGUAGGAAGAGGCUGAAAGAACUUUUAACAAUUUGGAAAAUAAUAUUUGAUGAUGGUGGAAAUGUUUUUAAAAAUUGGUAAAAAGUGUGAAUAACUUCACCCGCACACACAAAAAUGAGAUGAAAUACUUUUACUGCAGUUGUUAACACAAAGCCAAGAACAGAAGUCUGUUCACUUUUUCUGUGUUUGAGUUCUGCUGUAAAAUAUGAGCCGACUGUUUCAGUGAUCAUCUCUUUCAUCACUGCCGUGUUUUUUCUACGUCUUCACCACAUCCUCUGCAUGUGUCGGAGCGUAUUUAUAGGACACCUGCUGUCAGUCAACAUGUUAGCUUGCUAGCUGUCGUCAUGAUUGGAUGCUUCUCAUCUCUUUUCUAAAGACACUCGGCUGCUCAAUGUGUCUCCAGGAUUUCAUAGUGACAUAUUCAGAAGAAUCUAACAGAUGAAGAUUAACACCACAAACAUUGCCUUUUUAAAUGACUACUUUUCCUGUGACACUGAACAAGAAUAAUAACAGAAUAAUAACAAUAAUUUAAGUUGAACUGAAAUUAAAAUGUAUUUUUGCUAGGAAAUCCCAAAAAAGGAGAAUUGCAAGUUUUAUUUAUUGAUCUGCAGUGAUAGUGCCCUUCUUCUCCAGCAGGUGUUGAACCAGAACAACAACCAAGUUACAUCUAGUGGAAAUUAGGGCUAACAUUAGCAAGCUAAAAUAAUUAGCUUCCACUUUCCAGGUAGAACACAAACUUAACAGCACAUUGGGUCCUCCCCAGUGUUCAAUGUUGUAAAGGAACAGACUAUUAUUUGAAUUAACAGCAGUGAUUGAAGUUUCGGUUGGCAGCACUACAAGCUGUAAACUGUUGCCUGUUUCACCGUUGUGUUUGUGUCCAGCUGACAACUUUAAGUCCAAUACUCACUCAAGUUUUAGCUGUUUUGAGAAAAAUAAUCCUCUUUAGUUGCUAAACCAAAACUAAACCUAGCAGCUAAUAGAGACUAAAAAGCUCUGCAGAGCUGCAGAGUUUUUACAUUACACUACAGUACAUUAUAAAAAAUAAGUCUAUCUAUUAGAGAUAUAAUAAUUUGUUUUUAAAGAUGAUUAGAGCGGCUUUAGAUCAAUAAUGUUACAUAAUCAACGUUAUGUGGAUGUGCUGAAACUGGGAAAAAAGGAAAGUCUUGUAUCAGUGUUCAUAGGAUUUAUAGCUAUGACGUUACACAGAAGUUGUCAGUGUGUAAUGUGUUGAGAAUUAUCAGUGACGCUGCAGCUCCUCUUCGCUUUAUGGAGCUUUAUAGUGAGUUU
Thunnus maccoyii (southern bluefin tuna) is the source of this 3566-nucleotide messenger RNA. It is a transcript of the gene actr3b, whose product is annotated as actin related protein 3B. NCBI's taxonomy places the organism in Eukaryota, Metazoa, Chordata, Actinopteri, Scombriformes, Scombridae. Gene Ontology annotation, cellular component: actin cortical patch. The transcript is spliced from 13 exons. Bases 63 to 1652 code for a protein of 529 amino acids. Gene Ontology annotation, molecular function: actin filament binding. The record is from RefSeq and is a predicted model, not a curated record.